Molecule: messenger RNA, 401 nt
Organism: Limulus polyphemus (Atlantic horseshoe crab)
Lineage: Eukaryota; Metazoa; Arthropoda; Merostomata; Xiphosura; Limulidae
Product: piggyBac transposable element-derived protein 4-like
Exons: 2
Source: RefSeq, a predicted model, not a curated record
AUGAAUAUAUGCAUAGAUGAGAGCUUACUUCUAUGAAAGGGUAGAUUAGGAUGGAAGAUGUACAUCCCACUAAAGCGUGCUUGAUUUGGAAUUGAGGGCUACUUUCUUUGUGAAUCAAGCACAGGAUAUGUGUAUAACUUCGAAGUUUACACUGGAAAGGGAACAGAUCUUCAAAUGCCUCCUUGUGCUACUGAAAUUGCACCUGAAUACCUAAAUCAUUCAACGAAGGUCGUCCUGCAUCUAACGACAAACUUUUUGGAUAAGGGCUUUUAUCUUGACACAUCAUAUAUGUGUAAAGACUGCAAUGUUGGAUUAUGCACAGUACCAUGCUUUGAAAUCUACCAUACAAAAGUCGAUUUUUCUAAAUAAAUAAAUAAACAUAUAUAUAUAUAUAUAUAUUU